AUGGAAGAAGUGGCUGAAAACAAUACGGCGCAGCCAAAGGAAAAACCCAGCGCGAAGGUUGGGCCCUUCAAUUUCAUUCCCUAUGAAACGGCCACUGGAGAAAUCUUGUUUGUAGGCCAAUAUAUUAAAUUACCGAAUGACUACGAAGAUCAGUCUCCAAAGAAAGGAGUUAAAAGUCGCAAGCGCACUAAGAUCGCGUUCACCGAUGCGCACGAGUACAAACUCGAGACUGAGUUCUUGAAAAGUCCCCUUUUGGACAAAGCUCGCCGGGAAUAUCUCUCAAAAUGCCUUAAUUUGACAGAAAGGACCCUUAAAAUCUGGUUCUUAAAUCGCCGUAAGAAGGCGACGUGA
This is a messenger RNA of Ostrinia nubilalis (European corn borer), 351 nucleotides long. RefSeq names its product homeobox protein Hox-B8-like. Gene Ontology annotation, molecular function: DNA-binding transcription factor activity, RNA polymerase II-specific; RNA polymerase II cis-regulatory region sequence-specific DNA binding. Lineage: Eukaryota; Metazoa; Arthropoda; Insecta; Lepidoptera; Crambidae. Gene Ontology annotation, biological process: regulation of transcription by RNA polymerase II. The transcript has a single exon. Gene Ontology annotation, cellular component: nucleus. The record is from RefSeq and is a predicted model, not a curated record. Bases 1 to 351 code for a protein of 116 amino acids.